This is a messenger RNA of Hippocampus comes (tiger tail seahorse), 3224 nucleotides long. RefSeq names its product zinc finger RNA binding protein 2 (gene zfr2). Bases 50 to 3124 code for a protein of 1024 amino acids. Gene Ontology annotation, cellular component: precatalytic spliceosome. Gene Ontology annotation, molecular function: double-stranded RNA binding; single-stranded RNA binding; zinc ion binding. The transcript is spliced from 19 exons. Lineage: Eukaryota; Metazoa; Chordata; Actinopteri; Syngnathiformes; Syngnathidae. The record is from RefSeq and is a predicted model, not a curated record.
AGUGACUCUCUGAUGACUGGCACCAUCGUACUGUACCGGAGAAGCCAAGAUGGCUGCAAGCAAUUAUUUUGGCUUCACGCAUGCCACCGGUCCCCAGUACAGCACCCAGCCUCCCCCGGCUUACUCGCAUCCCUCGACAGCCACCUAUAGCAUCCAGCAGGCUCCCACUGUGCCUCAUGCCGUGACUGCCUCUUAUUCUCCGGCCACAGUUCAGGCAGCCCAGCCUGUCGUUAGUGCUCCUUACGCCGGCUAUCAGAGCCACCAGCCCCCUCAGGACUACACCUAUAGGCCGGCGGACCCCCCAGCAGCCCCACAUCCAACAACCACACCACAGACAUAUCAGGUGUACUCAGACACGCCGGACAACUACAACUAUGCCCGGCCUGCUGUUGUGACGACGUAUGACAAUAAACAGUACUACCAGACAAGUAUCGUUUCAGCCCAGAGGAGUACUACUGACAAUUACUACCAGACCGUCGGAGUGAAGAGUGCUUACACUCCAGCCCCCACCACUGUGUACAGCCACCUGCCUCCUCCUCAGAGGCAGGUAACAACGCUGAAGCCACUGGCACCGAGCAGCUUGGUGUCCGCCACCUACAACAUCUACCCGGUGUCCAGCAGCGCACAGCAACCGCAAACAUCUGUUUCAUCCUACACCCUUGGCUCCACCUUCAGCUCUACUGCAUCAGUCCCCUCCUUCUCAGGCCUCAGCUACCCAAACUAUGAUUCAGCCGGCUACAGCUGCACACCCGCCACCUCCUAUUACCAGUCGGCCCAGCAGACUUUGUCCCAGCCUCAGCAGCAGCAGCACCAGCAGCAGCUCCCCCCAUCCCAUCAGCCUCAAAAACCGCAAGCCCCCAAGCAACUGACAAGCGCUUCCUGGAGCGAUCCCGGCAGCUACAUGGUGACGAGCUCGGUGGCGAGCACCUACAAAAAGCCACCAUUCCAUCCGAACAAAUUGCAGAAGCCCAGAGGGCCUAUCAAGCAGCCCCAGCUUCAUUACUGUGACAUUUGCAAAAUAAGCUGCGCAGGUCCUCAGACGUACCGGGAGCACCUCGAGGGUCAGAAACAUAAGAAAAAAGAAGCAGCUCUGAAGACUGGUAGUCAGAUGGGGGCCUGCAAUGGGCCCAAAGGGGUCCAGACUCACUUACGAUGCGAAUUGUGUGACGUGUCCUGUACUGGAGUUGAUGCCUACGCUGCACACAUCCGUGGCUCCAAACACCAAAAGGUGGUAAAACUGCACACCAAGCUGGGCAAGCCUAUCCCCUCCACUGAGCCCGUGUUGGUGAACUCUGCACCAGUCGUCACAACAUCAACGGCUACCAAAAACCUGGCCUCCACCACCGACGUGGCUUCAUUCGGGACCACUUCAACUGUUACUGCUGCACCCAAACCAGCUGUAAACACUGCGGCUAAAACAGUAGCAACAGUCAAGAAACUAGCUCCGUCCAAAACAUCUUUCACUUCCAGUAAGCCAGCCAGCACUCCUGCAGCCGUGACAGCAGCGCCCCCUGUGGCAGUAGCAGUGAGAGUAGAGAAAACCAUGCCACAAGUGCCAGAGGAAGAUUGUAACCAGGUCGUCGGCCAAGGGGACAUCCAGCCAGUUGGCCAUGACUAUGUGGAGAAGGUGCGUAAUGCUGAUGGCAAAGUCAUUCGAUUCCACUGUAAAUUAUGUGAAUGCAGCUUCAAUGACCCAAAUGCAAAAGACAUGCACCUGAAGGGAAGAAGACACAGACUGCAGUACAAGAGGAAAGUGAACCCGGAGCUCCCAGUUGAGAUCAAACCUAGUAACCGAGCCAGAAAGCUGCAGGAGAGCAAAUUGAAGAAGCACAGGACGAUGCUGAAGAGACAGCAAGAUGAUGAGGAGCUCUGGCACGUAGAGAGGAGGCGAUAUGAGGACGACAUGUACUGGAGAAGAAUGGAGGAUGAGCAAUUGUACUGGGAGGAGCAGAGACGCAGAAUGGCUCCCCCACCUCUCAUGAGCCGCCGGGGUAUGCCUGUGCCCCCUCUGCUGUCGUGUGUGCGGCGGCCAGACUCACCCGACGACCGCCUUGUGAUGGCCAAACACGCCACCAUUUACCCUGGGGAGGAAGAGCUGCAGGCUGUUCAGAGGAUCGUCUCCCACUCUGAGCGAGCCCUGAAGAUGGUAUCAGACAAUCUAUUUGAGAAGAACAUCGCUCCUGCCGCUACUGAGAGUGAGGACCCAAAAAGCACUGCAAACGCAGUCCGCCUGCUCAGAGGUGUGAUGCGGGUGGGCAUCCUAGCCAAAGGUCUGCUACUUCGGGGUGACACUAAUGUUCAUCUAAUCCUGCUGACUUCUAAAAAACCCACCAUCUCCUUACUGAAGAACAUUGCUAAGCAGUUGCCCAAGGAACUGGCGACAUUUUCUGAAGAUCAGUAUACGGUGCAGGCUCAUCCAGAGAAGGCCAGCGUCGUCAUAUUAUCGAGCAAGGAGCCCAUAAUGCAGGUGACCAUUUCUCUCACCUCGCCGCUCAUGAGGGACGACCCUGCUGCUGAGACGGACAAGCAGGCAGGAGGAAAAGCGGCUGAGAAAGAUGUUGCUGAGAAUGACCCGCCUGAUCUUCUAAAUAAGAAAACUUGUUUGGAACACUUGGCCGCACUCCGUCAUGCCAAAUGGUUUCAGGCUCGUGCCAAUGGCCUGCAGUCCUGUGUCAUCAUCAUUCGAGUCUUAAGAGAUUUAUCCCAGCGAGUGCCCAUCUGGGGGAAGGUUCCGAGCUGGGCAUUGGAGCUGUUGGUGGAGAAGGUCAUCAGCAGUGCGACUGGCCCGCUUAGCCCGGGAGAAGCCUUGCGCAGGGUUCUGGAGUGCAUGGCCACAGGAAUCCUGCUCCCAGAUGGGGCAGGGUUGUUGGACCCCUGCGAGAAACAGCCGACAGAUGCUUUGGAGAGCAUGAAGCUUCAAGACAGGGAGGAUGUAACUGCCAGUGCGCAGCAUGCACUACGGCUGCUUGCCUUCCGUCAAAUCCACCGGGUCCUUGCCAUGGACUCCAUGUCCGUGACCAAAGCCGGCGCUUGCAACCGCAAACGGAGACGGGACAUCAACGAAGCGAGUGAAGGCGAGGGGGAAGGCGAAGUGAAAAAGGAAAAGAAGGUCGUGAGUGCUUGAUGUCCAGAAGGGCAGUUUGCUAGCUUAGGAUCUGAUUGAAUGUCACCAUUUAAAAAAACAGAACUGAAUCCAAUCGAAAAGGGUGACUUCUUGAAAAAAA